This is a messenger RNA of Malus domestica (apple), 1554 nucleotides long. RefSeq lists its product as uncharacterized. The record is from RefSeq and is a predicted model, not a curated record. Gene Ontology annotation, molecular function: calcium ion binding. Lineage: Eukaryota; Viridiplantae; Streptophyta; Magnoliopsida; Rosales; Rosaceae.
AACAGAGCGAGCCAGAACCCAGAAGAGAAAACCCGUUCCCCACCAUAAAACAGAGCGAGCCAGAAAAAAGCUAAAGCAGAAAUAAGAAGCACUUUUGGCAAAAGCACUUUGAACUCGCGUGAGUCACGAGAGUCCUAUCGGGGGGAAGAAGAAAAGCAGGCUCACAAGAAAGAGAGGAGAGGUGGGGAAAUCGAGAAGAAAAGUGGAAGUGGGAGUGGUGGUGGGCAGGUGGUGGACGGUUCAAAUAUAAUGAAGUUGGUUGGGAACGAGGAGGUGUUUAGUAACUUUGUGGAGCAUAAGUUUGAGGAGCUCGACAGGGACAGAGACGGCCACCUCUCUCUGAACGAGCUCCACCCUGCUGUCGCCAAUAUCGGCCUUGCUCUUGGCUUGCCGGCUCAGGGUUCGUCCCCCGACUCCGAUCACAUAUAUUCUGAGGUACUGAAUGAAUUCACUCAUGGGAAGCAACAAAAAGUGAGCAAGACUGAGUUCAAAGAGGUUCUUUCGGAUAUUCUGCUAGGCAUGGCUGCUGGGUUGAAGCGAGACCCUAUUGUAAUCCUCCGUAUUGAUGGCGAAGACCUCCUAGAAUUCAUCGAUGGGCCAACUUUUGAAUCAGAGAUGGUGGCUACUUAUUCUGAGAUAAAGUCAGCUGAUGGAACCCUCCGUGACUGUAUAAUCAAAGCUUUGGAAAAACUCACGGUUGAACAAGGGAUGCCCCCUUCAUCAGAUUCUUGGGUUGUGAGCAACAUUGUGGAACCUGCUCUGCAAUCAUGCACUGGCCAUGAUUUGGACAAGCCGGUCUCUCAAGAAACAUUCUUAACAGAAUUCAAGAAAGUAGCAGAGUCUGUGGCUCAUCGUCUUCAGGAGCAGCCUGUGAUUGUAGCUCACAGUGAAAAUGACUUUGAUGGAAGCGACAUCAAGAGACUGUUGUCCAACAAGUUUGAAUUAGACAAGACACUGAAUGCAGCUACUGAAACAAUUCCGAGAGACAGCAGUGGGAAAUUAUCGAAGGAAUAUUUGCGUGUGGCGCUGGAAGCAGUAGGUCCAACAGCUGGUCUGCCACCACUUGGUGCAGUUGAGCAGAUGGAUAAGGUUGUGCAGGAUGUGUUCAACAUGGUUAACGCAGAUGAUGGAAAGCUGCUUAAAGAAGACGAGUUUAAGAAGUUACUGACUGAAAUCCUGGGGAGUAUCAUGUUGCAAUUGGAGGGAAAUCUGAUUUCAGUUCACUCAAAUUCGGUUGUCCACGAGCCCCUCACCUCUUCUUCGACUCUACUGCAGCCAGCUCCCGAGUUAUAGAUCACAGCUCUCGUGGAUAUAUCAAGCGUAACAACGAUAAAAGCGGCUAUAAAAUUUUGAUUAAGAAAUGGUUACUACUACAAGAUCUGGGUUUCUUGGUUAUUGUAAUCACGUUAGUGAAAUGCUCUUAAUGUGCAUAUUUAGUUAAGAGACGGAGCCAACGUUUGUCAAUGUCCACUAUUAUAUAUGUUGCUACUGAUUUCUGAUGUUUGAAUACAUUUAAGGGUUUGAACUAAUCAGUGAAAUUGGUACCAAAGCAAA